AUGACGGCCCCUCCGUGGCGCGGAGCUCUCAUCGGCUCGGCAGCGGUCACCGUGUUGCUGGCGAUGCGCCAGCCGGUGUUCUCGAGAUGGAACCUUCUCUGCACCUUUGCCGGUGUCUUCAUGGUCCAGAUCAUUGCCUGGGGCAUCUUUGUCGUCUUCCUGUUCCCGCAGUACUUCUCCAGUCUUCGCUCGCUCCCCGGGCCCAAGGGCGACCACUGGUUGAUGGGACAGUACCCGAGAAUCAUGCGCGAGCCGACCGGCGUACCCAUGAUUGAAUGGAUCAACACCAUCCCCCACGAGGGCAUCAUCCGCUACCGCGGUCUGUUCAACCAGGAGCGGAUCCUGGUCACGUCGCCCAAGGCCCUGGCCGAGGUGCUCGUCACGCACAACUACGACUUCCGCAAGCCCGGCGCCGUUCGGUCCUCGAUCGGCCGCAUCCUCGGCAUCGGCGUGUUGCUGGCCGAGGGCGACGAGCACAAGCUGCAGCGCAAGAACCUGAUGCCCGCCUUCGCGUUCCGCCACGUCAAGGACCUGUACCCGCUCUUCUGGAGCAAGGCGUGCGAGGGCGUCCAGGCCAUCACCGAGGCCGUCCACGCCGAGGCCGCCAAGGGCCCGCCCGAGGGGCUCACCGACCCCGAAAAGGCGGCCCUGGGCCCCAACACCGCCGUCCUAGAGAUUGGCAGCUGGGCCUCGCGGACCACGCUCGACAUCAUUGGCAUGGCCGGCAUGGGCCGCGACUUUGGCGCCAUCCGCGACCCGUCCAACCCCCUGGCGCAGACCUACCGGCAGGUCUUCAAGCCGAGCCGGCAGGCCCAGAUCCUCGCCCUGCUGGGCAUGAUCCUCCCCGGCCCCGUCGUCCACCACCUGCCCUUCUCGCGCAACGGCGACAUCGCAAAGGCCGCCAACACCAUCCGGGCGACGUGCCGCGAGCUCAUCCGCGAGAAGCAGGAGAAGCGGGAGCGCAAGGAGCUCACCGACGUCGACAUCCUCUCCGUCGCCCUCGAGUCGGGCUGCUUCACCGAGGACAACCUCGUCGACCAGAUGAUGACGUUCCUCGCCGCCGGCCACGAGACCACGGCCGCCGCCAUGAUGUGGGCCGUCUACUGCCUCUGCCUGCACCCGGAGGUCCAGACCCGCCUGCGCCGCGAGAUCCGCGAGCGCCUCCCCACCCCGGGCACGCCCGGCGACAUCACGGCCCUCGACAUCGACCACAUGCCCUACCUCAACGCCGUCUGCAACGAGGUCCUGCGCUACUACUCCCCGGUGCCCAUGACGCUGCGCGAGGCCGUCGUCGACACCGUCAUCGACGGCACCAAGGUGCCCAAGGGCACGCGCAUCAUGCUCUGCCCGUGGGCGACCAACAAGGACACGUCGCUGUGGGGCCAGGACGCCGGCCGCUUCGACCCGGAGCGGUGGCUGGCCGGCGACGGCGCCGGCGACCCCGAGAAGAAGAAGUCGGCCGCCAGCGGCGGCGCCACGAGCAACUACGCCUUCAUGACGUUCCUGCACGGCCCGCGGAGCUGCAUCGGCCAGGGCUUCGCCAAGGCCGAGUUCGCGUGCAUCCUCGCGUCCUGGGUCGGCCGCUUCGAGUUCAGCCUGCGCAACAAGGACGAGUACGACGAGAAGAACCUCGUCAUCAAGGGCGGCGUCACGGCGAGGCCGUCAAAGGGGCUGGAAGCGUACGUCAAGGUCGUGGACGGGUGGUGA
Colletotrichum spaethianum is the source of this 1707-nucleotide messenger RNA. Its product is annotated as cytochrome P450 monooxygenase fum15. NCBI's taxonomy places the organism in Eukaryota, Fungi, Ascomycota, Sordariomycetes, Glomerellales, Glomerellaceae. The record is from RefSeq and is a predicted model, not a curated record. Bases 1 to 1707 code for a protein of 568 amino acids. Gene Ontology annotation, molecular function: oxidoreductase activity, acting on paired donors, with incorporation or reduction of molecular oxygen; heme binding; monooxygenase activity. The transcript is spliced from 2 exons.